This is a messenger RNA of Pungitius pungitius (ninespine stickleback), 3822 nucleotides long. It is a transcript of the gene nxph2a, whose product is annotated as neurexophilin 2a. The record is from RefSeq and is a predicted model, not a curated record. NCBI's taxonomy places the organism in Eukaryota, Metazoa, Chordata, Actinopteri, Perciformes, Gasterosteidae. Bases 2074 to 2853 code for a protein of 259 amino acids. The transcript is spliced from 3 exons. Gene Ontology annotation, molecular function: signaling receptor binding.
CUGCUGUUAGGUAUUUUGUCGAUUUACUUGCACAAUUUGUGUGGGAUGUGUUCCGAUGUCAAAGCAUUUUGUGGCAGACGUAUUUCCAUUUACAGAAUCAUUUUAAUGAAAAUGUUCAAACAGAAAACAUCUGACUUUUAAAGUUCUUUGGCCACAUACAAAAAAGAAAACAGAGCCUUCAAUGAGCUUGAGCUGAUUUAGUUUUAAAGCUACUUAAAUCCCACGAUUCUGCUUCUCCAAAAAUCCCAUUCAUGCAAACUCCUGGACUGUAGUGUUUGUGGUGGCCUUUACAUUCAAGCUUUGUAGAAGAAAAAAAGACAAUCAAUAUUGUGUACGUAGCAGGCAGCGCGCACUCCUCUCUCGUCUUUCUCCUCCUGCUUCCACUCAAACGAGUCAGAUUAAAUGUGGGCGAGGCCUUAAUGACACUCUGGAACCGAGAGACCAGUGGUCCACCACAGCGUGCUUGCAUUUAAUUUGACGUUAAAUAAACAGCAGAAUGAGAGUACAGACCGUUGUGUGAGGGAGUCCCGGAGAACUACAUUUAGGCUUUAAAGUCACACGCUCUGGUCUUAUUUCAAGGAACGCUCCCCAUCACACUCUUUUUUUGUGCAUGCAUGCAAACCCCUUCUCUAAAUGGCUUUGUAUGUAUUUCAUAUGACUAAGUGAAACUUUAAUUGGUGGUGAAACUUCUCAAUUAGUAUGAAGUAUUUUUAAAUUGGUCGGUGAUGUUUUAUUCGUACCCUACAACCUUUGCCACAGAAGAGGCGUUAGGCAUUGCACGUCAUUUAAUGCUGUGUUAUGGGGAUGAGAAAGAAAAGCCCAGUAAGGAGAUAUCUUGCAUGAUUUCUACUGAGUGCUGCAAUCAGCAGCAUUCUUGUGUUUCAUUGUCUCCUCUUUAUCUUUAGCCUAUAUUGCCUCAUAGCCUUUAACACAGCAACAACCCCCGAUAUUAAAGCUUACUUGUUGAAAAACGUUUACAAUGACGCUUGGGGCACAAUAUGUAAAUUAAAAUGAUUUAACUUGCAGAAGUAUGACUUGAUUAACCAUUCUCUGUGCACGAUGCAAACGUGACACCGCAAACUCUUCUGCGUAAAAGUGAGGCGUUUGGCUGUAACCACGUGGUGGUGCCAAAGUCACGUGCAUUUCUGCAUCCCGGACUCAUCCACAGUGGAACACUGCAUCGCCAUCCGUGUAACGUUUGACUCUCCGCUGCGUGCACGUUGUGGUCAGGAAUGCUUCUCAAGUGAAUUGAAGUCACUCCCCGUUGUGUUUUCCACUGGCACCAUUUAAACAACCCUGUCGAUAUUCGAAAUCCAUAUAAUGAGGGCAACAUUAAAAAUAAUAAUAAAUAAAAAAACAAAAAAAGUUUUAAAUGGGAUUCUGCAGACAGUAAAAAACAUCUCUAGACGUCCAUCGUAGCCAUGACGACGUUCUUACUCCCGAACUACUGAAGUGAAGCCAAAUGCCCAAACGUUGGAUAAAGGGUUAAAAAACCAAAAACGCGAACGUGUCGCGGAACAAAACCCAAUAACAGCGACACGGAGGCUCUUACUUGCCUGAGUGAGUCUUCACGGAGAGACCUUUGGUCCGACUCUCUCUGCGAAUGCGCGCUCAUCUCGGAGUCUCCAGACGCACGGCGCAGGAUUUUGCGCACCGGAUCCAAGUGGAGCAGCAGAGCGCGCGGCGAGCGGACUGCUGUCGACUCACCGCGGUCCUGCCGAUCGGAUCCCGGGUCACUUUGCUGCACCCGAACGCGCACGUCGUCGUUCCGUGCACGGGUCUCUAGACACAGUCUUCAGGUUAUUUCGGUUGAUUCCACCUUGUUUUUAGAGAACUACAAGUGUCCCAGCUGCUCGGGGAGAAUUUACUCAACAUUCCCGAAGAGGAGGCGUUUGUGAGGAUUUUAGGGCUCUUUCCUGGAUAGAACGAGGGAGACUUCAACAAAGUGAGGUGUUACAUAAAAACAAGGUGAUCACAGCAAUGCUUCAGCAUCAUGUGCGUCUGUGCCUCUCCAAAUGCUCCAGAGAGGAUUUAAGCGCCGCUCAUUUUGAAUAAGUCGAGAAGGCAUCAAAGAUGAGAACUCUGCAAACAUUCCUGUUUCUUUUCCUCCUGCACCAGGUCACAUGCAGGAAGGAGCGCGGAGGAGUCACGGACCUCAUCGAGUGGGCCGAACACAAGGUCUCUCCCACGGGGGCCAGUCCGCGGAUCCUCAACCCCCUGCGUUUGUUUGCCAGGGGGUCCCCUGGGUUCAAGAGCAACAUGAGGGAAAUUACGUAUCUACAGAACAUGGAGGACUUCUGGGACUGGUUAUCUAACCAGACAGAUGCUCAGGGCGCCCAGGCCAGAACUAAGCGCAGGCCCAUCGUCAAGACUGGCAAGUUCAAAAAGAUGUUUGGCUGGGGGGACUUCCACUCCAACAUCAAGACCGUCAAGCUCAACCUGCUGAUAACGGGCAAGAUCGUGGACCACGGCAACGGCACCUUCAGCGUCUACUUCCGCCACAACUCCACGGGCCUGGGCAACGUGUCGGUCAGCCUGGUGCCGCCCUCCAAGGUGGUGGAGUUCGAGAUGGCGCAGCAGUCCACGCUGGAGACCAAGGACACCAAGUCCUUCAACUGCCGCAUCGAGUACGAGAAGACGGACCGCAACAAGAAGACCGCCCUGUGCAGCUUCGACCCGUCCAAGGUGUGCUACCAGGAGCAGACGCAGAGCCACGUGUCCUGGCUGUGCUCCAAGCCCUUCAAAGUCAUAUGCAUCUACAUCGCGUUCUACAGCGUAGAUUAUAAACUGGUGCAGAAGGUGUGCCCUGACUACAACUACCACAGUGACCAACCCUACUCCUCCACAGGAUGACACCCUGGCCGGCCUCCCGUCCACCCGUCCAUUCAUAAUAGUACAUGUCAGCCCGAAAGCUCCUCGUCCCGCAAACACCUAGGUAGCUGAGACGCGUCGGGGGAGGAGCUACUUAUGCUGGGACACACUGUGGAGGGAUGUGAUGUGGUGUUAAAAACUAAAACUAAAUGCAAUGUACAGAUAGAGCAGAAAGAAGUUCAGAUAGUUAGGUGUCCAGGGACGUGGGCUUAGGGCUUGAUUGGAUUCGGUGUAUCCGCCCGGUGUGACUCCUCCCCUUCACGGCGGCCCGCGUCCUCCGUAAACCACUGGUGUAAUUAGCGUGUUGUCCAGAUGUUUUGUUCGAGGCUAGACCACAGGCGAGGAGCCUCCCGGUGCGCAACGCAGAGCCGGCUUCUGUGCCAGGCCUCAAUUCAUGCCAACACUCUCAAACAAGUCUUCAUAUCAGCCAAUCAAUUAUUGGAUGAAAUAUUACAAGACUUUGAAUCACAUAAAGAAUUACAAUAGAAAGGCAUUUUUCAAUUAGAUAGUUCACAUUUCAAACCCAUUUUGUCUGAUGUUCUGUUCAUAGCCUUUAAAAUAGAACUAUUAUCCAUUUGAACAAAGGCGGGACACUGUCUAUUGUUUCCCCAAGUAGCUCGGAGGAAUUAAUAUGCAUUUACAACCUAUAUUUCACCUCCCUAUCGUUCUAGAAUAGUGACCUGAUCGACUUUGUGCCCAAUAACCCGUGUCAAAAUGAAUGGAUCCAACGCACCUGGGAAUAGUUGCACGAGCAUAAAUCACCACGUGCACACGUAAGGAAUCUAUCGGCGUGAAACCAGGCUGCCGCUUUUUUUUUGUACUCCCAAAAAACUUCUGCAGCAAACCUCUUAAGGCAAACGUAAGCUAACAUCUGUGUUUCCAAGAUGCACUUUGAGGCAUCAGCCUGAGUGGGUCCCUCAGUGGAUUAAUGUGUGUCAGGAGGAGGGGGGG